AUGGCUACUUGCGCCCUGUCAUACAUGAUCGCUGCUGUGCCAGCCACUCCUAUUCCCGAGGCCCGCCCUCUCGGCGUGAACAUCCCUCUCCACAAGCGUGGCUCGCUCACCACUCCCCACGGUGUCUUCGACCAUGCGAUGGCCGUCAAGCACGGCGCAAGGAUCGCAAACAAGUACCGCAGGAACCUGAUCAACAUCAAGGCGAACACUGGUCACCUUCCCGAUGGCGUCGAGUCGAUCCCAGAUCCAAAGUCGCUCCCCAUCCCCUCAAACGCGCCGGCGUACGCCCCGACCACGUUCCUAAUCGAUUUCGACACCGGCUCGUCGGACCUCUGGGUUCCGUCUUCUGCAUGCACCUCCUGCGGUUCCCACAAGAAGUACAACCCCGCAAGAUCCUCCACAAGCUCGAAGAAGAGCGGCACCUUCGAGAUCGGGUACGGCGACGGCUCCUCUGCGUCCGGCCCCAUUUACACCGACACCGUGACCGUAGGCGGCAUUAAGGCGACCGGCCAGUACUUCUCCGCUGUCACCACGGAGUCGUCUGAGUUCACAAGUGACGUCGUCGACGGCCUCAUGGGUCUUGCCUUCCCGCAGCUGUCCAAUCUUAAGCAUAAACCGUUCUUCAACACCGCGUUCUCCCAGGGCACCGCCAAGCAGAACGUCUUCGGCUUCAAGCUCGCCACGACCGGCUCCGAGCUCUACCUCGGCGGCACCAACUCCGCGCUCUACACCGGCGCGCUCGAGUACCACCCCGUCUCGCCCUCGUCCCUCGGCUUCUGGCAGAUCACUGGCGCGAGCGCGUUCGCGAACGGCGCGCGCGUCGCCUCCGGCUUCCAGACCGUCAUCGACUCGGGCACGACGAUCAUGUACGGCCCCCCGGCCGCCGUCAAGGCGUUCUACGCUGCCGUCCCGGGAGCGAAGGUCUUCGACGCCGCGAACGGGCUCUACCAGUACCCGUGCGCGCGCGCGCCGAGCGUGGCGUUCAGCUGGGGCCCCACCGGGAAGGCGUGGGCGGUCUCGAAAAACAACUUCAACCUGGGAGACUUUGGGCUGGGCGCGAACGUGUGGCUUCUGGGGGACAGCUUCAUGAAGAACGUGUACACCGCGUUUUCGUUCGCUCAGAACUCCGUUGGGUUCGCUAAGCUGAAGUGA
Epithele typhae is the source of this 1152-nucleotide messenger RNA. RefSeq names its product acid protease. Lineage: Eukaryota; Fungi; Basidiomycota; Agaricomycetes; Polyporales; Epitheliaceae. Gene Ontology annotation, molecular function: aspartic-type endopeptidase activity. The transcript is spliced from 8 exons. The record is from RefSeq and is a predicted model, not a curated record. Bases 1 to 1152 code for a protein of 383 amino acids. Gene Ontology annotation, biological process: proteolysis.